Molecule: messenger RNA, 438 nt
Organism: Laccaria bicolor S238N-H82
Lineage: Eukaryota; Fungi; Basidiomycota; Agaricomycetes; Agaricales; Hydnangiaceae
Exons: 2
Coding region: 1-438 (145 amino acids)
Source: RefSeq, a predicted model, not a curated record
AUGAUGAAAAAAGGUGGAAAGCUGACCAAGAUACAGCUUAACCCCGUACCCCCCAAAAUGGUGCAAUGUAUCAAAUCACUUGCAGCGCUCCAGACGGCCAUUGAGAGGUUUCACACACACCGUGAAAUUUUUCAUACAUCUGGUGUUCAACCUACCGGCUUCAACCUUCCCCGCCAACACUCUCUUGUCCACCUCAUCCAUCAAAUCCAGGAGUUUGGGGCUCCUGGUGGGCUAUGUUCAUCAAUCACUGAGUCCUGCCACAUUACCGCUGUCAAAUGGCCUUGGCAUUGUUCAAAUCACUACAAAGCUUUGGGGCAGAUGCUGCUUACCAAUCAGCGGCUGGACAAGCUCCUUCGAGCAUGCGCGGAUUUUGUUGAGCGUCGGAUGCUUCCCCCUUCCCAUUUGCCACCUCCAAAACCAGCCUGCCCUAGAUCAUAA